Molecule: messenger RNA, 993 nt
Organism: Otolemur garnettii (small-eared galago)
Lineage: Eukaryota; Metazoa; Chordata; Mammalia; Primates; Galagidae
Gene: MPG
Product: N-methylpurine DNA glycosylase
Exons: 4
Coding region: 85-924 (279 amino acids)
Biological process (GO): base-excision repair
Molecular function (GO): DNA binding; alkylbase DNA N-glycosylase activity
Source: RefSeq, a predicted model, not a curated record
GCCUGGCGGCACUUCCGGAGUGGGCAGAAGGACGGGGUCUGUCUAGGGUACCAGCCCCGCGACCCCUGUGGCCCGAGCUUCGGGAUGUCCGCGUGCAGGGUGUCCCAGCUUUCCCGAAGGAUGAGGCAAAAAAAACAGCGACUGGCAGAGGCAGAGCAGCCACAGAGCCCGUCAGAUACAGCCCAGACACAUUCUCUCAAGGAGCCGUGUGUGGAACUGCCCACGACCCUGGGCCCUUACUGCAGUGUCUAUUUCUCAAGCCCAAAGGGCAAUCUUACCCGACUAGGGUUGGAAUUUUUCGACCAGCCGGCAGUCACCCUCGCCCGGGCAUUUCUGGGACAGGUCCUGGUCCGGCGACUCCCCAAUGGCACAGAGCUCCGAGGCCGCGUUGUGGAGACCGAGGCAUACUUGGGGCCAGAAGAUGAAGCCGCCCACUCAAGGGGUGGCCGGCAGACCCCCCGCAACCGGGGCAUGUUCAUGAAGCCAGGGACCCUGUACGUGUACAUCAUCUACGGCAUGUACUUCUGCAUGAAUGUCUCCAGCCGAGGGGAUGGAGCCUGCAUCCUUCUGCGAGCACUGGAGCCACUGGGAGGCCUGGAGACCAUGCGGCAGCUUCGCAGCACCCUCCGGAAAGGCACUGCCUGCCGCAUCCUCAAGGACCGUGAGCUCUGCAGUGGCCCCUCCAAGCUGUGCCAAGCCCUGGCCAUCGAUAAGAGCUUUGACCAGAGGGACCUGGCCAAGGAUGAGGCCCUAUGGUUGGAACGUGGCUCCCUAGGGCCCAGUGAGCAAGCUGUGGUGGCAGCAGCCCGGGUGGGCAUUGGCUAUUCAGGGGAGUGGGCCCAGAAGCCCCUGCGCUUCUAUAUCCAGGGCAGUCCCUGGGUCAGUGUGGUGGACAAAGUGGCUGAGCAGGAUGCACGAGCCUGAGCAAAGUACCUGCUCAGACAAGGCUUUUUAAUUGUUUAAAAACCAAAUAAAUCUUUUAUUUCUAGAAAA